GCAAUGUCUAAACUUCAAUAAAUACUUUAUAUAUAUAAAAAAAGAUAGACAGGGCAGACCCGGUGUCGAUCUCCAUGUCACAUGGAGCUCCUUCAAUGAGUACCGUGACGUUCAGCUUGCGUCGCGUAGGCGAGUCGGUUUGGCCAAUCGUGGUUCCAGAUGGGCAGCAGCAAUUGGUGAGAGCGAAACAGCUUUCCUUGGCGGACUGUAGUGAAGACUUGGACUUGCGAGUCGGUGAAGGGGGGGUGUCGGACGGAGCCGAUCGGCAGACCUUAGUGAUGUGGCCCCUUUUGGAUCACGUCCGACAGAUGGCAUCUCUGAAUCGACACUUGGCACGGGAAUGGUUGCCUCCGCAGCCGGCACAUUCCAAUUGGCCCUUGGACUUCUGUUGGAACUUCCUGCGCUCCCGCUUUGUCUGGUGCACGUCAUCGUCUUCACUGGAGGAUGCAUCAUCACUGCUGGCCUCUUCGUGAUGCACUGGAACUGGCUUCCUAGCAAGAUGCAGGCUGCUGGCCUUGCGGAUCUCCUGGGUGGAGUGUUCAGCAGCUUCCGAGGCCACAGCCUCCUCAAUGGCUUUCUGCAGCGUGAUGUCUGGCUUGGCGAGGAGACGCCGUUGCAGAUGGAUGUCCUGGACGCCGCAGACGAUUCAAUCCAUCAGGGCAUCGUCUAAGUCUCAGAACUCGCAGUGCAUUGCAGCCUGUCGGAGGGCGGUGGUGUAGUUGUUAAUUGACUCCCCCUAUGCCUGGUUCUGGUGGUAGAAUGCAUGGCAGGCAGCAAUCUUGGACGGCUUUGGUGCGUAGUGGUUGCGGAGCUUCUCUUGAAUCGUGUCCCAUGGUGUUGCCUGGACUGUUUCAGGCGCAACCAAUGCUCGGGCCGUCUCAAACACCUCAGGCCCACAGAGGCUGAGGAAUAGGCCCCGCUUAUGCUCCUGUGAUACUUUCAUCAGCUCGUUGGCUUGGAGGUAGCAGUCGAACCGAGCGAGGUAGGAGUCCCAUGAUUCAGAGGCUGGCGCAAAUGGCGGUAGAGACACAAGUGAAGCCAUGGUUCCGAUGUGGGGCGAUGGAUGGAACACAGUGCUCUAGCCAGGACAGUCAGCUCUGAAUUGGUUCUGUUCAGUGAUUUCUCUCGGUGUUUCAGCUCAGUGAUUCAGCUCUGCUCAGAGGGUGGCUGCAUCUGGCUGUGCUCUGUUGUCCAUCCAUCCCAUCCUCGUCGUCAGUGUUAAGUUGUGGGUGAACAUAUCAGACGACACAGCGAUUCUUCAAACAGCUCUUGUUUAUUCACAGGCCAGAACAGAACUGAACUGAACUGAAGGGUUCAGUCAGCCUGCUUUAUAGAGCUCCCAUACAACGUUACUGUAACAACUUCCUAAAACUAUCCAAUCUCUGAACGUCACUUUCGAUCCCUUAUUUGCAUAACUAUCUACAGUAUCCCCCUGCUGGCCCAGGGUGAGAACUUCAGUACAUAACAGUGGGCAUCCGGUGGAAGGAGGCUGGCAUCGGAAAGGGUGCAGGGAGAGUGGGCGGGGGAGACACGAGCCCAGAGGUUUGGGCCAGAAGAUAAAAAUAAAACUCCAUGAGCCCUUGGGGAAAAGCAAAGCAGCCAAACCACCAAGGUGCCCAAACCCUGACUUCUGCCAGUCCAGGACACUCAGUACCAAUGUCUUUUGCGGUCAAAAGCAAGGGAGGGGGAGAUGCCACCCUCAGGAAAUCCAGCUUCUGCAUGUUGUGCAGUCUUUAGCAGGUUGUAGCAUCUGGAAGUCUGCAGAGACCAACUCUGGGGCAAAAAGGGGCCCCCAGACACUGGAAACUGAUGGACAAAUCUCCAGGGAGGGUCUGUCUGAGAGGGUCCAGCGUCCUGAGGAAAGGGAGGCACAACCCCAAACCCAGACAGGGGCUGCCUCCCCACCAUGGCUGCUGUGGCUGCUGCUGCAGAUGAAUGGAGGGCAUUUGCCCUGACGCCACUUGGAACAGGCAAGUGCAUCUCGGGGCCGGACCAAGUUUCCAGUGCUGCAGGGGUGCCCAAGCCUGCAGGUGGCUUGUUUGUUUAACCCACAGCGCCACCUGCGUCCCUCUGAUCCAAUACUAGCCCUACUCAAAACAGACCCAUUGAAAUGAGUGGACAUGAAUAACUUGGGCCCAUUAAUUUCAAUGGAUCUACUCUAAGUAGGGCCAGUAUAAUCCUUUCUUGCUAGUGAGUCACAUGAUACACAGAAUCACUGCUGUUCUGUCACCAAAAUGUGGAGAAGAAAAAACCCAGAAGCGAGUAACUGUAGUACAGUGGUACCUCAGGUUAAGUACUUAAUUCGUUCCGGAGGUCUGUACUUAACCUGAAACUGUUCUUAACCUGAAGCACCACUUUAGCUAAUGCAGCGCCGCCGGAGCACGAUUCCUGUUCUCAUCCUGAAGCAAAGUACUUAACCCGAGGUAAUAUUUCUGGGUUAGCAGAGUCUGUAACCUGAAGCGUAUGUAACCUGAGGUACCACUGUACCAGCAGUGAAUAAGGUUAAGAGAAGUAGCCUUCUAUUCUGCCUUGGGGAGACCACCUGCUCAAGAGGAGCUGGGGGGCAACUAAUAAGCAACAGUCUCCUGCAAGGCAGCGAAGUAUAGCAAGAAUCAUGACGAGGAGGUUCAUUGGUGCUUCAGGCACAGCAGAAACAAGGGCAGCAGUUGCAGCAACGGGCAAUGAGACAUUGGGAACAUAUUUGAAGAUCUUGUUUACACUGUGGUGGCAGACACCCGACCGUCGUAUGUUUUUGCAUACAGCCGCAGACCUUGCUGUUGUCUCGCCGUCGCCAUUUCCAGCCACCUUGUAUCGAUCUUAUCGACGGCGAUGCCUUAUUCUUUAUCACAUGCGGGCCUUUGCAAAUUUGUCCUUCCACCCCGUGCCUUUCUUUCUCUGCAUCGUUUUCCUAUUUUGUACCGAACGGCGUCUCCUACUCCGCAGCGCGCUUGGACCGAUCUGGAUGAAAAGUUGCUAGGCGCGGAAACCCCGCCACGCACUGCAAGUUGGGACUGUGUGGAGGCCGCGUUCUUGUCACGGGAAGCGGGGCCGGGGCUCGUUUCUCAGAAGAGACGACGGCGCUCCGGCUUGCGAGGGCGGGGAGGGGCGAGUCCGUGUUCCGACAGCAGGCGACCCUUGCAGCGCUGGCCGCCCCUUUCUGAGCCUCCAGCUGGCGCUGCGCUCCUUGGCAAGCGGCUAGCGGGGAAGAGCCGCCUCGGUGUCCCCACGUAGCCUCGAGGGCGUCCUUCCCACCACCUCGGCGGCUCGCUCCGCGCCUCCUUCGACACCAGCAGCCAGCUCGCUCGCUGCCGGUUGUGUUUCGCCUCGGCGGUUCCCGGGGCUCCAGCGCGCAGCGCCUUCCCGCCCUUGGCGCGGCGCCCUCGGCCCGAUUGGCUGGCGGGGCGCGCCGCGGGGCUCGGCGUCGCGCUGCCGGGACGGCGCCUUCGGCGGCGGCGAGCGAGGCUGGCGCGGGGCUGCCGGCCAUGAGGGCGCCGGCGCGGCUGCUGCUGCUGCUGCUGGCGGCGCUGCUGCUGCUGCUGGGGCGCGGCUGGGGCGCGCGGUGCCCGGCGCGCUGCGACGUGUCGCGGUGCCCGAGCCCCGGCUGCCCCAGCGGCUACGUGCCCGACGGCUGCAACUGCUGCUUGGUGUGCGCGGCGGGCGAGGGCGAGGCGUGCGGCCGCGCCGAGGACCCGCCGUGCGGAGACGACCUCCAGUGCCGCUUCCCGGCCGCGGGGCUGGGCCAGGGCCCCGGCGUGUGCCAGUGCCGGCUCCGCGCGCCGGUGUGCGGCAGCGACGGCAGGACGUACGCCAACGGGUGCCGCCUCAAGAGCGCCGAGCGCCAGGCUCUGCAGCAGGGGCUGCCGCCCGUCGUGCCGGUCCAGAAGGGCGCCUGCGGAGCCGGUAAGAGCCGCGCGGACCCCCGCCAGCCCCGCAAACCCCGAGGCCAGGAAGAAGCCAGGGCCAAGCGGAGAGCCCGAAGGGAGAGCAGCCGCUUAGUGGCCGCCUUCUCCUCCAGCCCCCAGAGAGCCGCAGACCCUCCGGGUCCUGAUCCUGAUCCGCUUGCUGCUGCGAGAGAGAAAUACGGAGCGGGGUGGGAGCUUUAGACGCAGGACUUUGAAGGCGGCCUGACAGCUGUCGCUGCUCCAGCGUGGUGGUCGCUGUGAUCUCACUCCGCCCUGCCGAACAGGUUUUGUAUGCUUCUGUGGCGCUUCAGAAACCUGCAACACCUGUUCCACCAGAGAGAAUAGCAGUGCAAAAGACGAGUGCGUGUGUAUGCACGCGAUGCGCAACUUGCAUAGUUCCGCCUUCAGCUGUUUUGUUGCCGACAGCUUUCUUGUUGAGCCAACCACCGUAGGCAAGCUUUUUAUGGCAGUGCGCAAUUCCUGACGGGGCAUUCUUCUGGUGAAGGCAAUGCUUGAUUCCAUUAAAAGACAAAAAACGUACUGAUUUGUGCCACGUGCCAACGUGGCAACAGAACCGAUUUGGGAGCAGCCUCUCCAUGUAAUAACAGCUCAGUAGGGAAAUGAGAAGGAUUUAAUGCACUGCAUUAACUUCUCUCUCCGGUGGGGGAGCACGUACUACUGGCAGCAUCUCAAGAACGUUUUGUUCUGACAUGGUUCCUUCUGUCAGCUGAACCCUUUUCAGUUCCCUUCCUAGUGCAUCAUGCCAAACAAAGCCUAACAGUAAGCCUCUGAUCUUCAAAAAGUUAUACAUUUAGAGGAUUAUAUUUUCACAUUGACCUGCAUGCAGUGGGAAAGGGGCUGGGAGCGGAGGUGGCUCUGCGUCCAAAACAAGAAAAGCAAAGCAAUCUAGCUAGGGUCAAACCGCAUGUUACACUGCGGCACUCAGGGCUGGCCCACCCACCAGGCAAAGUGAGGCAACCAGCUUGGGUGGCAGGAUCCACAAGGGCAGCAGAUCUGGCCUCCAAGGAAUGCCAGUGGCAGUUGUGGCACACUUCUCGGAGGCCGGAUCUGGCACCUCCUUGGCAGCCCCCCACCCACUGCCGCCUCUACAAUGACUUUUUGGCAAAUAGGAGGCGCUGCUGGUCUCCUCCCACUCUUGUUCCUAAUGCAGAUCCUUAUUCCCCACUUGCUCCUGAUCUAGAUCAUCGCUCACUCCUUCCCUAGCAGGGUGACAAACCCACUUUGUGGUUCACUUCAAAUGCCUUGGGCCAGCUCUGGCAGUAGCAUUAAAUCAAAGCUGCAACAACAAACUAAGACGUGCCGUGAACAACUAUUGGCAGUGGCACAAAUUGUAGUUCCAUGUUCUUGUGGGACCCACUGUGGGUCACAGACUGAUCUAAAGUGGGUCACAUUAAAACAAGCAACACUAUCACCAUUUUGAGAUAGGAUAAAACAUUAAGAAGUGGGUCUCUAAAUACAUAAUUUGGGUGCUGUGUGGUGGCAUCUCUCCUCCCUUCCCUUUGUGUAUUGUGCUCCAAAAUGGACCAACGUACGGGGACUUCCAACUCCCCCCUGGACAGAUGCCUCUAGUAUUAUGUUGGUGGUGCUUGUGUCACUGGAGCUGAUGGCUUGGUGGUGCUGUGAUGUGUCCUUCAUCAACCUCUCUCCAUGCAUGUGGGUGAUUUCAGCAGCACACUCUCCAGAUCUGCCUUUCUCAACCUUGGGUCCCCAAAUGUUCUUGAACUUCAACCACAACUCCCAUCAUCCCUCACCACUGGCCAUGCUGGCUAGGAAUGAUGGGAGUUGUAGUCCAACAACAUCUGGGGACCCAUGGUUGAGAAAGGAUAUUCCAGUUGGUGGGCACAGGCAGUGUUUCAAGGGGCACUAGGGAAGCAAGCCUAGAGACUAGGUUGAUGUCUCUUGUUUCCAUAAUUCUUCUUGUUAUGGAAACAAAAAGAGUUGUUGGGUGAGCAGAGUUUGUUUGGAUCCUGGGUGAGAACUCGGAGAUUGAGAGGGAGCAUAUGUCAUCAAUGGAACAUUUUAAUACGUAAUGGUGUAAUUUUGUAAUAUUUGUCUGUUGCUUUUUAAGCUUUUAGUACACCGCUUAGAGAUGUUUUAAACAUAUUAAGCAGGAUAGAAAUUAAUCAAUGCCUUCACUUCUAAAAUGCUAUUUUAGUAGGAUUUGGCAGCAGCUAUUUUUUUGGCAUAAUAGUUGCGUACCUUCCCCCAUAUCCUGCAUCCUGGUGUAACUAGGGUAUAGGAUUGCCCUGUAAGUGGAACUGAUGGGUUUUUUUUCCUCGAAUCAGAAACCCCAGUUGAACUAUUUUUGGCAAUUGGGUAACAUUUUCAGAUAGCAUGUAAAAUUUACAUGACACACUUUUAAAAUUUUUGUUUAGCAACUUAUGUCAAACAUGCUAAAUCAGAUCUCCUUGGUUUUAGGACAGUGGGAAGUUUUUUUGGGGGAAACUUUCCAUUCAGUUUUUCCCAGAAAACCCACAUAAUCUGCUAGAAAUACAAACACUCAAACAAUAACAUUAUUUUCUUUUCCGGUUGUUUCCUGCAAGUUUCAGACAGUUUCAAAAUGUUUACUUUGGUUUUCUGUGUGUACAAGUAAUACCAUUUGAAAAUUCUAAAAACAGCAUUUCAUAGUUCUGUGGCUGAGUCAUGAAAACAUGUGCACAACGGGCUGUGAUCUCUUUUGUUUUUGAAGAAGAACUGUUUUACCCUGUAAAUUAAAGCCUCUUAGUAAUGCAGAGAGAGAGAGCCUCUGAACACAAUAUUUGGAGGUUGGCAAAGAGAGAAAAAAAGCCAUUAUCUUAGGCUGCAUACACACAGCAGUUUAAAAUGGAUUCAGUGUGUCCAUGUUUUUACACUCCCCUCCAUUUAAUUUGGAUUUCCCUGAUCCACAGAUAAUGUGGUUUGUGUGUGGGGGGGAGGGGAAUCAACAUAUAAUUUCAUUUUACCCAACUGUGGACAUAUUGAAGAGUAUUGUGUGUGAGGGACGGGGUUUAACCUAUGUGCUGAUGUUUUGUUGGAUAUCACGACAUUCCUCAGUGGGUUGCUGGUGGGUUGAGAGCAACACAUAUUUUAUGUAAAAAAACCCAACCCACUGUUUUGUGUAAGUGUGCUAUAUCACAAAACUUGUAUUUCAAAAACAUUUUUUUUAAUAAAAAAAAUGCCCACCCACAAAUAUUCUCACAGCAGACCUCACAACACUUUUAUUGCCAUCAUCAUUAUUAAAUAAAUUUAUAUGCUGCCUUUCAACCCAAGAUCACAGGGUGGUUGAAAUUCUGAUGGGAAUCCAACUCACAGGUGGGGAAUGCGCUGUUGUGCUCAGGUGCUGCUUUCGGGUGUCUGAUUGGUCAUGGCAAAAACAGGAUGCUGGACUAGACGGGCCAUUGGCUCAAUCUAGUAGGCUCUUCUUAUAUUCUUGGGACCUAAGUGCAACCACAUUCUCCCCAUUUGUGAUGCCCAGAAACUGGUACACUGAAGAUGGAACAUGGUUAAGAGCGAAUGAUAGGCUUACAGUGGUACCUCUGGAUGUGAACGGGUAGACCAAAUGAUGCCUCCAAAAUGAAAACACAAAAUACAUACAAGAAGAAGAAGAAGAAGAAGAAGAAGAAGAAGAAGAAGAAGAAGAACAGAACAACAACAACAACAGAAACAGAAGCAGAAACACUACCCCACACACAUUUAAAAGGACAUAGAAUCAGCCAAAGGCUUGGGUGAAGAGGAUUGUUUUUGCCUGGUGCCUAAAAAUAUGUAGUGAAGGUGCCAACGAACCUCCCUGGGGAGAGCAUUUCACAAACAGGGAGCCACUGCAGAAAAGACCCUUUCCCUUGUUGCCACCCUCUGGGCCUCAUGUGUUGGAGGCACAUGAAGAAGGGCCUCAAAUGAUUUUCUCCAGGUCUGGAUUAGUUCAUCUGGGGAUAGGUGGUCCUUUGUGCAAGUCUGAUAUAAUGGAAAACUUGUAUUUCAAAAAUGGAAAAGAAUUGGCUGUGUGCACAGUUAAACAAAUAUGCCCACAAUUGACCUCAGGUUUCCAGAAGUUAUGGUGGGUGGGGAAAUACCAACUGAGGGGAGAGGACAACACCACAGGGUGCAAAUAAAUGCAGCUCAUCUCACUAGUGUGGACAGGAAGCCUCAAGACCUUGAGAGUUUAAUUGAAUGCUCAUGCGUGCACAAAAGCACACCCGGGAAAAUCAAAGUUGUGUGGUUCACGUGCACUUUAGACCUCUCUGGAGUGCUGGCAGGGUGUAGAAGUAUGAAUGGUGGCUGAAUGUAUAAAAUGCCUUUUUUGUUUGUUUAAUGAGGAAUAACUUUGAUGGAGGAUUUGGAAUCACAAUAAAUAUGCAUAGAAAGGAAAUGGGUGUUGGGAAAUUAAAAGGUGAUGGGAAAACACACAUAGGAGCUUGAAGUAUAUACUUACUGAGAGUCAAAGCCCAAAGCAGGGGGCAGCAUAUACUUAUUAAUAAAUAAGAAAUUUAAAUGUUAAUAUAAAUUCAAAAAUUGAACUUGCGCUGAAAGUUAUAAAGUUGACCUCUGGCAAGUAAAGAAAACUUUUUGAAAUGUUGCCAAUGGAAUUUGUCCAUCCCCUUCAGAAUCUGCUUCCUUCAUUUAUUUUCUUUGAAGAUAUUUUUUUAAAAGCAACUUUCAGCGCAACAGGUUCAGCAUGGAAUAAAAUAAUAAUUAUGACUCAUGUCGUCUGAGGAAAUGAGAUGUUAAACUGUUAAAAAAAUGAACCACUAGUCCAGAAUAAACAAUAUUUUUUUUAAAAGCUUAAAACUCCUUCCUAAUGUUGGAGUAUUUGAUGUGCUCCUGUAGAGAAGCAAAACAAAAACAUAGCAUUUUAAAAGAAAAUAAUAUUCCUCCCCCACCAAGUACUUCUGGGAACUUAUUUAUUUCUAAUUACACUUUUCACAUUUCCUGUAAUGAUGAUGUCCUCAUGCAGAAUGACAAACAAACAAAAUACAGGGACAAUUUUUGUUUCUCUGAGAAACUAACCAAAAAUCUUCCAGGAGAAAAAAAUACCUUUACAUUUAUAUUGUUAUUUUGUUUUUUCACACCUUAUAUUAAAAAUUAUUAUUUGCUUGAUUCUGAAGAGCUGAGACAAAAUAAAAUACAGGACAUGACCAUUUUACACACAUCAGAUUGACUGCUGACCGCCCAUCACCACGGGUCUGGAAGUGGCCCAAAAAUGGGGCGGGGCUGGGGCUGGGGCGUAACAUGCAUUCCUAUUAUGUAGAAAUAAGCAAAAUCCCUAUUGAUUUCUAAUUUCUUAAUAACACUUCCCUUUAUCUUUGCUAGUAUAGAUCAUCAACAGCCAAACAGCCCAAGGUAUAAGUUUAACUUCAUUGCAGAUGUGGUGGAGAAGAUUGCACCAGCAGUUGUACAUAUAGAACUUUUCUUAAGGUAAGCUGCUGGCAUUUAUGAUUAAAAGUAAAAAUGCUGUGCAAGUACAUACCUAGUUUUGAUGACAACAGGAAAGCGCAACACUACUUUGCCACCAUUGGGGAUUCGACUACCGGCGGCUGGGGGCAGGGGCGGGCUUAUGGUAGAUUUCCUAGAUUUCUUUUGAUUUCCUUCUCUUUACUUUGUGCUCAUUCAACCGUUCUGUUGAGGUGGAUUUUGCACAUGUCCAGGAUGUCCGAUUUAGAGCAGAAUACUGUCAGCAACACACACACAAAUUGCGCUGCAUGCUCAGGCCCGGCUAGCCAAUUGGAUGGAGCUGGAGGCACAGACACUCCACGGAAGUGGCCUAGGCAGAACCAAGGAGUGGAUGAAGAAACAUGGGUUUUCUGGAGAAGGUUCCAAGAAAAAAUAUGUAUACAAUGUGCACAAGUAUGGACUCUCAGGUGACAAACAGAACGCUGAAAGCUUGGAUUUUACCAGCAAGGGUAGAUGGCCCUAAAACCACUAACAGCAAUGGGUGGAGUUGCACAGUAAAUAGUAACUGAGCAUUUUCCAUAGAAAAUCUUUCCAGUAUUGAGUGGUUACUGUUUUGGUGCAUUUAAUCACCCACCAUCUGUUUGUAGUGCCCAUUAGAUCAACUUACUUGUGGUGACUUUAGCUCUGCCUCUUGUACCUCAGGAAACCUGUUGGCAGAGGAAAUGGGGGGACGUUCACUGUACUCACUGUGAGCUUUUACUGUUUAACCUGAGGGAAAAUUUACAAAAAGGGAGAAUAGCAGAAAAGUGUCUCAUUUUAAAAUGUGGAUGUCAGAGCACUGAUAUUUUUGUAAAGAAGAUUCAAAAUUUUGGGACUAAAUCACCCAGUUUCUCUUUAUUUUCCUGAAAGCGGGCAGACGAUCCCACAGAGUUGAGGGUCGUUUAACCCAUUUCCCCUCCAAAUCAGUUCUCCAAUGCAAAUCACUCAACAGCCCCCCCCAAAGUCGCCAUUAGCCAUGGAGGGGGGGAAAACAUGCAUUUUCUCACUGUACUUGCAUGUUUUCUUCUCAGUAGCUAAUACCAACCAGAGAGGGUACAGGGGUGAGGAAUUAACCAACCUCAACCCCCAGACUUUAUCCUCAAUUCAAAUUGGGAACCCCUUGAAGGUGUUUUUACAAAAGUAAAAGGGCAUUGUGAGAUCUUCACUAAGAUAAAGUGGCUGGUAAAAUAAGCAUUAACAACAGCCCCCCAAAUAUAAUACAUAACAAUAAAACAGGAUCAGGUAAAACCCCAGAUCUCCCACAUCAUGUGUAGUUUGGCCUUGGGAUAUGGGCUACUGAGAAGAAAAAGGAAUUGGGAAUUACCGUAUUUUUCGCCCCAUAGGACGCACUUUUUCCCCUCCAAAAAUGAAGGGGAAAUGUGUGUGCAUCCUAUGGGGCGAAUGCAGGCUUUCACUGAAGCCUGGAGAGCGAGAGGGGUCAGUGCGCACCGACCCCUCUCGCUCUCCAGGCUUCAGGAAGCUCUCCGCAAGCCUGGGGAAGCCUGUGAGAGUUCCCGCCGGGCUCCCUAGACUUGCAGAUAGCAGCCUGUUCUGGGGGCGGGGGUCGGGGGAAGCUCGGGCUUCUCCCGCCCCAGCCCCACGCCUGUGGGGGAAAUAAUUUCCCCCCCCCCAAAAAAAAACUAGGUGCACCCUAUGGGCCGGUGCGCCCUAUAGGGCGAAAAAUACGGUACCUGAUUAUGGCUGACUUUUGUUUGGACAUAUAAGCUGUAGCUGCUGUUUCAGGUGGAUGCUUAAAGAUGGGUUGCUCCUGAAGGCUGUCUGCAGGACCAUCACUAGUAUAGUGUCUGGAUGCUUGUUGUGGGGCAUGUGCUGGGAUUUCUAUGGCAUUUUAUGGGUCUCUUGUGUUAAUACCUUUUAGCAGCUCUGUCAUCCCAGCCAUUUCUCUGGAGAAGAGGCACUGCCCUCUUUUUGUUUCUGGGGAAAGGGUGCAGAUCACGGUUGUGGCCUGCUUAUUUUUUCUCGGUGAGGUUCAUUGAUUAAGAGGUGGCAUUUUUUUCAGGCAUCCUCUGUUUGGGCGGAAUGUUCCUCUUUCCAGUGGAUCUGGGUUUAUUGUGUCAGAUGCAGGUUUAAUUGUAACCAAUGCCCACGUGGUGUCAAGCAGCUCCACAGUCACCGGGCGACAACGAUUGAAAAUCCAGCUGCAGAAUGGAGAUACAUAUGAUGCAACAAUCAAAGACAUUGAUAAGAAAUCUGAUAUAGCGACGAUAAAGAUUAAUCCACGGGUAAGUAGGGCAAAGGAAGUGUGCCCAAUAUUUGCAUUGAAACCUGAGGCUGCUGACACUCCAUAGUUGCCUUAGACUCUCACUGUUUUAUGGUAAGGAUUCAGUCACAUACCUGAAAUUGCGGUUUUCACGAAUAAAGUGGAUUAAAGUACUCUGGUGCAACAAAUCCACUUUUAAAAAACACCCACACCUUUUGUUAGGAAGGAGAGUGAUGGGGAAAAGCAAGAAAAGUGUGAGAUAACAGUUCAAGGACAGCAAAGAAAUCAGAAUAGUUGCUCAGGAAAGAGCUGCGUUUGUGUCUCUUGUAACAACUAGUUUUUCCCUAAGAAGGUAGUGAUUUUAGCAGGGUUAAAGUGCGUUGAGGUAGAGGGUGCUUCUCCUCUUGGAUCUUAUCUUAAUAGGCAUGAAAUGCAUCACAAGUGAAACAUUCCACAAAUGGAAAUUUCUUACAUUUUGCCAAGUUCCUUUCAAGUGAUUUAGAUUGAGAACAGAUUUGUAGAUGAAUGUGCACUCCGAAACGCCUAAAACAUAAAUCAUAGAUGGUACAGUGACUGUAUUUCCUGACAAGAUGUUGGAAGCAAGAGGAAAAGGGAAACCCAGAUUGAUUUCUAAACUCCAGUUCUUUCAUAGCGCUGUUCAUUAUGAAAGACACAAAGAAGUAAAGUUUAAAUUCAUGAUAGAUUUACCACCACCGCCUGCAAUUACUUCAUGAAGUGGCUUGGAAAAAGCUGAGAAACUCCCUUUACUUCAAAAGAUAUUGGUAAAUAGCAUAAAUUAUUCCAAACCAGUUGGAAUUAAUUCCCAUCCCUGAUUGGGAGUACAAUGGUAUCUGCUCACCCCACCCAUAAGCCUCUGUUGAGAUGUCAGGAGCACUGCAAACAAUAUUCCCCAACAGUCUUUGGGAUCAACAGAGCAGUGCUGGGAGGAGUACAGGUGUGGUGGAGAAGGAAGGAGAGAGAUUUCUCCCCACCUUCAUGGUGGGUAAGAGAGUGCAAUUGAGUUCUUCCCUGGCUUGAUUUAAAUCUGAGCCAUGGGGAAACUGGAGUGGGGGUUAUAAUGUUCAUCUUGUAUGUGAGAGCAGCAGCCACAAUUCAUAAUAUGAACCUGGGAGUUAUUAUUUUCAGUGGCAUCUCUAGUUUAACGUUGAGAAUUGGACUGAAAACACAACGUUGGUGUCCUGGUGGUCUUUAUGCAAUUUUCUUGUGGGGCCGUAUGUAAAUUUUACUAACAUUUCUGCACCGAUACAUCCCAAGAUCUUGGAGUGUUCAAGGCCAAGUUCCAAAAGCAACAGUUGCUGGGAAAGGAGAUCGGGCUUAGCCAAGAUGGGGGGUCCUCUGCAGUGAGCUCAAGCUGGGGCCUGGUGGUUCCUGAGGCCCUGGUCCUUGGGGUCAGUUUACAGAGUUGUCAGUCAGGUGUCAGGAUUAGUUCUGCGGCCUUGAAAAGCAGAGAUUGAUCUGCAAAGCUUGUGGCAGUCACACAGUAUGGGUGGUGCAGAGCAUAAGGCCACGGGGCUUGGCUCCUGGGAACCCGGUAGCUUGCCUUGAGUAGUGCAGACUUAGUCCAAAGUCACCCCGUGAGCUUCAUAGUUCUUCAUAGUUCUACCCUGUCCCUAGUUCUGAUACAUUACUAAAAAAAAUUCUGGGAAUGUUAUGGUUUGCUUUCCUCUGCUCAAAUGCAACCACUGUCUUUAUCUCCUAGAAAAAGUUGCCUUUCCUUGCCAUGGGCCUGUCUGGGGAUCUGAGGCCUGGUGAAUUUGUUGUGGCCAUUGGGAGUCCCUUUGCUUUGCAGAACACAGUGACAACAGGGAUUGUCAGUACAGCCCAGCGGGAUGGCAAAGAGCUUGGCUUGAAGGAUUCUGACAUGGAUUAUGUUCAGACAGAUGCUAUCAUCAAUGUAAGUAAAUCCUCUGAUUUCAGGAAAUCUCAAAAUCUAUGAAGGACCAGAGGUGAUGAUUUUUAAUCAGUCCAACUACUGAGAAAGAACAUAGUAUUGGAAGGUUUUCCAGUAAUAUCACAGUUUACAGUUUAUCCAAUUUACAGCAGUCCAGUACAUUCAAUACAUCUUUUGACUACAGGCAACUCCCAAUUUAUGCAGGAGUUACGUUCCCAGGCACGACAUGUUGAAGUGAAAUCGCAUAUAUUUGAAACACCACUGAAAAAGCCUGCAAAUACCCCAGUUCUACCCCUUUUUGUGACAUUUUUGUAACUUUUGGGGUGGCUUUGGGUUGGGAACAAUGCCUGUGUGGACAGUCAUGCACAUUGAACAUGCUUAAAAUGGCAGCUGCCUGUAUUUCAAAGAAACUGUGAAAGUGGUAUGUAUUUAUGAAAUAACAAAGGCUGCUUAAUAUUUUCUAUUUUACUGGUGUUGAUGAAUCAUUGUUUAACCUCUGUCCUUGUUUCUUAAGAAAAAGCAACUUGUAGGACUUGGCAAAUUGUUUUGCAUUGGCUCAUUAUUUUAAUGUUUCAGCUUAUGUUCUUUGCAGGAGGAGGACUCUAGUCCUAUUUCCUGAUCAGCAGGGCUACCUUAACCCUGACCACUCCCAGCAGCAGCGUGGCAUCUCAGACUCAGUCAGAGCCCCUGAAAGGGGUGCUGUAGACCAACAGCCGUUAACCUUUUCAGACCUGGGGCCCACCUUUAACCCCAAAAUGCACUUGGUGAUCCCAUAACUUAAUUUUUACCACUUAUUUGUGUGGUGGUAGCGCUGCUGUUGCGACCUAUCUUAGAUCAGGCUGUGACCCUGUAGUGGCUAUACUGAUGAUGGCUUGAGAACCUUCAUUUUCUCUGGUUGUUCCAUUUCUCUGCUGCCUGACCAUCCCUGUUGGGCUCAGCUGCCAUUCUCUCAUCUGGGAUGUGGUGGGGUCUCCAGCCAUAAAGUUCCUGGGAAGUGGAAGGCAACCAACUCCUGGUCUUUCCAGUGACUCACACAGCCCAUGCAUGACAGGCCAGGCAAGUGUAAGCUCUGAGAAGGAUGGGAUUGGGAGGGCAACUCUGUGUCCGCCCACAUCAGGCAUGUCUGUCAUUCUCCAGUGAGGCAAAAAGCUGAGGUGCCUUAUAGAGAUGCAGAUGCAGAAAGCGCUAAGAUUGGCCUCACACAUUUGUGUUUUCCUAGCUGUCCCAGUAAUUUUAGCUGAACUGCCGUCUUGCUGAAACUUGCAGCUUGUGCAAGGGAAUGAACCUGUGUCUUUAUGUCUGCAUAUGGUGCAUGCAUGUGGUUGCUGUUGGCAUCUGUCUGUCUCGAGAGACAAUGGAGUGCACCCUUUAUAGGUGAAGUCAAACCGCUGCAUUAGCAGCACUGAAGUGACCUCCCUGUGAAGAAAAUGAGUCUAAGGUGCACACAGCAGCUUUUGUGGGGCAGAAAAUACAGAAUUGCUGCCUGAUAAAGUAUGCUUCUUUGAAAUAUGAUGUUCACUUCCUGAAAGUAGCCAUAAUGUUUUCUGAUAUUGUUUUGCAGUACGGAAACUCAGGAGGACCUCUGGUAAACUUGGUAAGGACAGAUUACUUUAAAGGAGCUUGAUAAGCAUCUGUCUGCUUUCAUUUAUCAGACUGAAUAGUUUUUUUCAAAAAGGGACAGUUACCCAAAUUGCCAUCUUGAUAGUCUCAGUUUGGCCAAUAACGUAGGAGUUGUUUCAUGUAGUGGCUGGAGUGCUAGACCUGGGAGGCCAAGUCUCCACUUGACCAUGACGUUCACUUGGUUAUCAUGAGUGUGGGAAGGACAGGUCUAUCCACGCAUUGAUGAUACCCAGCCUUGUUUCCUCCUCUAAUUUAACCUAAUUCCCACAGUCUUUAAGUCUGUUGUGAAUGGCAGCGACAUUCCAAGCUCUCAAGCAGAGAAAGGACUUUUCCAGCCCUGCUCUGCAGGAUUCCUUAACCAGAGAUACCAGGGACCGAACACGAGACCCUGGGCGCGCAAAGCCUGGGCUCCACCACUGAGCUGGGGUAGGUGCCCUGGGUCUCUUUUGUGACAUCCAAAAAUGCUGUGGAAGCCCAGCCCACUGGUCCAUUGGGCAAGGCAGAGCUGAAUGCUCAUAGAGCUGAACGCAGAAGCCAAAGACUCAGUCCAGCACCACAAGCCAUGGUGACACAUGGCAGUUGCAAAAAGCCAAGCGUAUACAAUCAGAGCUUUUUUUUUUGGUUAAAAAUGAAGUGCCGGCACUGAUAGCAUACAGCAUGAGAUUCUUAAUCUCGGGGUUGUGGAUUGGAGCCCCAGGUUGGCCAAAAGAUUCCUGCAUUGCAGGGGGUUGGGCUAGAUGACCCUCAGGGUCCCUUCCAACUCUAUAAUUCUAUCUUGGUAAAAUGACCAAGGGGCUUGUACUCUGUGGCAGUGAGUACCGUGUCAGAAAAAAGCGCUGAUUAUCGUUAAUUUACUAUUGUGAUAAAAGCACAAGCUGCCUGUUAGGAAUACACUUCUUUUUAAAGGCAAAAAGCUUUUAAAAUAACAAAUGAAAUGUGUUGGUAUCUUACUUCAACAGGAUGGAGAAGUGAUUGGCAUCAAUACAUUAAAGGUUGCUGCAGGAAUUUCCUUUGCUAUUCCUUCCGAUCGCAUUGCUCGAUUCCUGUCAGAGAAUUCUGACAAAGAAAGUAAAGGUAAAAUUUGAAAGCAAUUGUCGGGGAUUGGACCAGAGCAGGGGGUGGGGAAACCUUUUCAGAGGCAAAAAUGGGCAGAGCAACAAAUGUGAAUUUCGCCAUUUUUUUCGCCAGUAGGCUAUUUUCUAUAGAUACUCACGCACCCCUCUGCACUCUCCUCCCAGGGAUGCAAGAAGCAUUGUCAGAGUUCAGGGGCAUGGUCCAUGCAGGCAAAAACACCCAAGGAGGGUGCAAAGCGGGGCUGGUAAGGGCCUGGGGAAGGUGUGCUAUGGCCUGGGGAUGGGCCCUGAGCCUGAGGUUCCCCAUCACUGGACUAGGGAAAGAUAUUGUACUUCCAGUUUAGUGCAACCAAAGUUUAUUUUUGAUAGAAAUGCCCUAGGCCGCCUUAACAGUUCUUCAGGAUGAUAUUAUGUGGCAGCACAAUACUCUUACGUAACAGUCCUACACAUGCCUUAAAAAACAAGUCCCAUCAAUUUCGGUGGGGCUUACUUCCAGGUAAAUAGGUUUAGGAUUGCCACAUUAGAACACAGCCUCUUAGGAAAAGCAAACAUUUAGUUAUAACUAAGCGUUUGCCCCAGGCAUAGUUUAUAGCAUUAUUAAAUAAUAAUAAAUAAAGGAGUCCUCUUAUUCAGAUGAAAGAUGCUUAAACAAAGUCUUUCAUAUCUGCAGUGAUAAGAUGGAUGUUGGCAUGACGUUAUUGUGCUACUCCUGAAACUGUUUGCGCUCAGGGAGUUUGUGCAUGUACUGCAAUAUGCAUGAUUAUAAUAGCAUAUUAUCACAAUUGUGUUAUCGAGAUCAUAUAUCGUUUUGAGACUGGAACUGAUCCUCGGUUUUCCUGCCCAAGUGCUUUUCCACAUGCAUCCCAUUGCAAGUGCUAUUUGAUAUAAAUAUGCUUUUAUGUUAUGGCUGUAUCAUCUGUUGGCAGAACAGUUUGCCAGCUCAAAUGACAUUAAAAUGGUCUAAUAGUCCAUCUGAGCACCACCACUAUUUAGGGACCACAAGUGCUGCUACUUCCCCUCUUCAGCCUCUGCUAUGCGAAGAGAAAGAAGCUGGGUCCUCUUGCUUUCUCACUAGUGGUCCCUAUCCUGUUUUCCGUCCCACUGGACCCUUCCCCUCACUCUCUCAGACUUCGCUUUUCCUCCUUCUGUGUUGAGCCUACAAUGAUGACUAUUUUUCCAUGUGUGAAAUUGACUAGUACCUUACUAGUGCAGCUUAGGGCAUGGUAAGUAGCUGGGCUCCUUUCAAAUCUUACAUAUCACUCGUCUGCAUUCUGUCCUAGCUGACUGCCUUAAUUUCCUUCCUUUCUAACCCCCCACCUUUGAUUUCUUCACACGCUUUUAGUAGCAAGUGCUCCUCCAGGCUGCCAGACAGAAAGCACUGGGGGCUGCUUAUCCACAGAACAGGCACAGCACAAUAAGCUGUUGCGCCAGCUUUUCCUGUGUUGCUGCCGCUGAACUGAAUCGAUUCAGUUCUCAUGUUGGAUUGACAAUGAAGUGCUAGAACUGUGUGUUGAGGCUCGUAAAGAUGUCAGUAUUAAUUGCUCUUGGAAUUGUUAUUACUCAUAUUUCAGUAUCUGCCUGUGAGUAUGAAUUAGAUACAAAGUGUGGCAUUAAACAUAAUUGAAGCAUUUUUAAUGGUUACGUAAUUUCUGAUAUUAUUUCCACCAACUCUGGAAAAACUCAGCCUCCAGCUGCAAAAGUAAUUAUGGUCCCUAUCUGGGGCACAUUUUAAUAAUUAUAAAAUAUAAAAUACAAUGCACAGAUGGUUAUAACCAAGUCCCCUUCUCCGCCCCCCCAACCUCAGCAUCCAGUUUGUCCCUUCCACGUGGCCCCAGCUGUUGGAUCAGUGGAGGAAGAGGUCACAAAAUAUCUAUUUGCACAUACAUUUCCUCAUCCAGCUGUAGUUACGAGAGUGGAAGCAGGGUUGGUUAGAUCAUUAUUUGAAGCACAAGUCACCAGAGUAAUUCUCCACUAAUAAUAGAAGUCCCUGCUGUUGCAGGAAAAGGGCAUGAAAAAUCACUAAGAAAAAUCCCUUUCUGGACUCCUAACACUUCACAACUGGAAAACCACAAAAUAUCCUCUAUUAAUUGCCCAGCUCCAUCUUUGAUCCUUGCUGCUCUGUUUCAGAAACAUGAGUUCCUCAUUUCCUUUUUCCUACUUACUCUAGAAGCAACAUGGGAAGUAAUUAGGAGCAACAUUAUGCACUAAUGACUAUGGGUCACAUCCAGUGCUGCACUUGCAGAGUCCUACUCAGCCACCAGGACUUCCUCUCCCUGCCCACCUCCAGAUAUGCCCCGGAAGGUCCUCCAGCCUUCUGGAGCAGAUUUUGAGGGUGCAUGGGGGAGUCUGCCAGGGAGAAGAGAGGAGUGAAAAGUUCUGCUGUGCAAGCAGAAGUCUGCUGUGUUAACAGAAUAGUUGUUUUGGUUACGACCACGUAUGUCUCUCUGUGUGUACAUGUACGUACGUACACACAUGCUGAAACCAACCCAUUAGAAAACAUAAAUCCUAUUUAAGAACCUAUAGGGGCUAUUCUCACCCCCAAAAGCCAAGCCAAAUUAGAAACAGUAAAAGCUGAUGCUUCUUUGGGAAAAUACUCAGCCUUGUUCUUUUGCAGACAUUAAAGCGAAUGAAAUUCUGCAGCUGGCUGGUGGUCACUAAGUGUAUAUAUGAAGUACAUAUGAUAGAAUUAGGAAGGAGCCUUGCCAGUCUUAUUUUUUAUUUAUUUUAUUUACAAUGUUCUACGCUGCUUUUUUGCACAAGUGCCUAUUCAAAAUGACUUACAAUAAAAAAAAUGCCUAGAAGGCAACUUGAAAGUUUUCCUCCUACCAUACUAAUGGGUAUAGGGAUGCAGGUCGUGCUGUGGUCUCUUGGGCUUGCCAAUCAGGUUGGCAGUUCAAAUCCCCGCGAUGGUGGUGAGCUCCUGUUGCUCUGUCCCAGCUCUUGACCACCUAGCAGUUCGAAAGCUAGGUGGUCGAUAAACAGCUAGUGCAAGUCGAUAAACAGGCACUGCUGCAGGAAGAAGGUAAACGGCAUUUCCGUUCACUCUGGCUUCCGACAUGGUGUCCUGUUGCACCAGGAGCGGUUUAAUCAUGCUGGCCACAAGACCCAGAAAGCUGUCUGUGGACCAACGCCGGCUCCCUCGACCUGAAAAGUGAGAUGCGUGCCUCACCCCAGAGUCGCCUUUGACUGGACUUAACCACCUUUGCCUUUUACCUUUUUUACUAAUAGAUACCAUCCCCCAUACCUCUUGUGCUGCUAUUGAGCUUUUUACUAUUAAACUUAGUAAAAAGCUUAAUAGCAGCGUGGUGUUGAAUCAUCAGAGUCUCAGGGGAGAGAAUAUGAGGACUGGAUGUUGGCAGGUGUUAAAUAUUCACAAAAUGCUUGAGUUAUAUGCGUCAUUAGUUAUUUAGAAAGCUGUCCUUUCCAUGCCAGGGAAAGGAGGGAGGGAAGCGGGCAGACAAAAGGGGGGUGGGGAGAGAGAAUGAGAAUUCUUCUGCCUCCCACCCCCAUUCACAACCCUUCACCUUGUCCAUUAUGAAAUACCAUACAUUGGUAAUGUUCACUCUUGCAGACUGGAUGUGUGUGUGUGUUUAAGUGCAUUCGUUUUAGGAAAGACGCACCUGUCUGUAUGCCCAGUUUGACAAAAUGGGAAUGGAAGGUGGGCAAGUACUUUUUGUGAGGAGAGGACAAGCACUCACCACAUGCAUAUAUCCUCUCAACGCCCACCCAGUAGUGUGAAUGAGAAACAUUGGCUUAGGAAUCAAAAGGCAGAAAAUUAAAUCUGCUUUUUGGUGUGGAACCCUUGCACCAAUGUGCACGUGGAAAAUUCGGACCUGAGGUACCCAUUGUGUGAGAAAACACCUCCACAUGGAAACAGCCCUCGUUUUAGGGCCAAACCACAUAAGACAUUUGCUCUUCUGUCCAUUUCAGUCUCUCUUUAAACAGAGCUGUGAGUCCCCCAAAUGGUAUUGGCACCAGGGAACAGGAGGCCCUUUUCUCAGUAUAAAGCCUGUCCGCCAUGUCACAGGUUUCCUGGUGGGGGAAGUAGCAGCCAGAGAGGGUUCUUGUACCAGAAAAAGGUGGAGAGUAUUGACACUCUUCUCAGCACUGUGCUCCCCGCCUAAUUUGCAGGGCCCUGUGGCUGUUUUUAAAGCAAAGUUUAAACAAAGCCUCACUGUCAGUCAUCCCCUUGUGUUGGGGACAGGGCACCUUCCCUGCUCUGAGGUCAUACAGAGAAAUAAAGGUUUGAGAACUGCUGCAGAUAACCACCUUAUCGGUGGUUGUCACCGAUGGAAGCGAAGGCUCAGAAAAAGCUCAAUGUGGAGGCCAAAUGGCCGAAAUAUUGGGAAAUUUUGGAACAAGAGGGAGACAGAUUGAAAUUGCAGAGUUUUGAAAAACUAAAAAACAAAGUGCAAGAUUGGCUUCAUUAUUAUCAGAUAAUGGAGGCAUAUAAUUUGGACAAGAAAAUUGGCUUCCAGGUGGAAAAAUCAAAAUUGGAAACAGAACUGUUAGAACCCAAAACCAAGAUUUUGUCAAAGAUGUAUAACUUGCUGUUGAAAUGGAAUACUCAGGAUGAAACGGUGAAAUCUGCUAUGAUUAAAUGGGCACAAGAUGUUGGUCAUAACAUAAUGAUGGCUGACUGGGAACAGUUAUGGACCACAGGUAUGAAGUUUACAGCAUGUAAUGCCUUAAGAGAGAAUAUUAUGAAAAUGAUUUACAGGUGGUACAUGACACCAGUCAAGCUUGCAAAAAUCUAUCAUUUGCCCGAUAAUAAAUGUUGGAAAUGCAAAGAAACUGAAGGUACAUUCUUUCACCUUUGGUGGACGUGCCCAAGGAUUAAGGCUUUCUGGGAGAUGAUUUAUAAUGAAAUGAAAAGGGUAUUUAAAUAUACCUUUUUGAAGAAACCAGAGGCCUUUCUCCUGGGCAUGGUUGACAAUUGGUGCUAAAGAAGGAUAGAACUUUCUUUAUGUAUGCUACAACAGCAGCAAGAAUACUUAUUGCAAAGUAUUGGAAGACACAAGAUUUACCCACUCUGGAAGAAUGGCAGAUGAAGGUGAUGGACUAUAUGGAACUGGCGGAAAUGACUGGCAGAAUCCGAGACCAGGGAGAAGAGUUGGUGGAAGAAGAUUGGAAGAAAUUUAAAGACUAUUUACAGAAAUACUGCAAAAUUAAUGAAUGUUAGAAUGAUGUUGGACUGAAGUUAAGUGGUUUUAAGCAGCAAUGUUAAAAGGAAUAUGUAAAAAUGGAUUGUUAACAGGUGAAAAUUUAAAGUUAUUAUAUUUUAAGAUAAGAGAUUAAGAUCAAAUUAAAGAGGGAAAGGAUUUGCUGAUCUAACUAAUUUGAACUGGAAUACAAAAAGGGAGGUGUGAGGAGGUCGGGGAAACAAGCACAUGAAAGAUAAGACAUGGAAAGACCAAUCUGUUUUUUUAUUGUUUUUUAUCUUGUAUUUUUACUUUUUUCUUCUAUUUUUUUUUCUGUAAUUCUUUUUUCGUUUUUUUUGCAUAUUUUGUAAUAUGUUGAAACCUUAAUAAAUAUCUUUUUUUUAAAAAAAAAGAGAACUGCUGCAGAUAUAGAACUGCUUGCCCUUUCAAGAAAGCACUUUGGAGACAGGUUUUACCUUAGGCGAAAUAGAUCAUGUAUAUAAACUUUGUAAGUCGUAAGGUCUAAAAAUAGGAAGCUGCCACAUAGUUUAGAAACUUGGCAGAUUGUCUGGCCUUUCCGUAAGCUUUCCUAACAACCUGAUGUUAUGAAUUGGCUUGAACUGCUGCCUGGGGAGAUUGGUUUGUGCCGCCACACACACAUACACACCAACUUGGACUUCUCUGCCCUCCUUCCCUUAUGGCCAGGGAAGAGAGGUGCAGAGCCCUUAAGACGCUGCCUGAGGGAGGAAAUGCCAGGCCUUGGUCUCAGCCCCAUUAUGGAGCACACCUGAGCCCUGGGAGGGCUGGCACUUGAGCUGGGCCAGCCCUGGCCAUUGGGGACAUUUCUGUGAAGACCUUCUUAUGUUGACAGGGCAUGGCAGCUGUUUCCUUUUAAACUUUUUUUAAAUUACCGUAUUUUUCGCUCCAUAAGACACACUUUCCCCCUCCUAAACAGUAAGGGGAAAUGUGUGUGCAUCUUAUGGAGCGAAUGCAGGUGGGAGGCAGGUGGGUAAAGAGCUCUUGGGGGCUAUUCCCGAGGAGGGAGAAGGGACUGACUGGCUGUGUCAGUCCCUUCUCCCUCCUCGUAGAAAAGCCCGCAGGUGCCGUGCUCCCUUUAAAGAGCGCAUGGCUGUUGCUGGCUUUUGUGGGAGCUGGGGGAAGUGACAGAGGGCAGCCCCUCAGUCCCUUCCCCACCUCCCAAAAAAGCCCCCAAGAGCCGCACUCCCUUUCACUAGCCGCGUGGGGCUUUUCCCCUGAGGAGGGAGAAGGGCAGCCCAUCAGUGAGGGCUGCCCUUCUCCCUCCUGGGGAAAACCCUGCAAGCGCCGCAUACAUGCUCCACGCGGCUUGUGAAAGGGAGCGCUGAGCAGAGCCUGGGAUGCAUACAGGUUCUGCUCAGCGCUCCCUUUAAAAAUAUUUUUUUUCUUGAAUUCCCCCUCUAAAAACUAGGUGCACCUUAUGGUCAGGUGCGCCUUAUGGAGCGAAAAAUACAGUAGCCGGGCAUUUUAAUGAUUAUCUGCAUUGGUUUUAAUGUUUUGACGCUGUACACUGUUCUUUUAUUUUAUUAUACAGCGGCAUAGAAAUACUUUUAAAAAUAAAUAAAAUUUACAGUAUGUUGCUGAGAAACCUGUCUUAAAGAGAUGGCCUAUGGCACAAACUUUGGUCAUUUUAUAUGCCAUGUAGAGGUUUUUAUGUAAUUCUGUUGUGUUUUAUGUUACUUUGUGCUUUGGAACGUUUUAAAAACGCUAAUUAGGCUUUCAUUUUUAUUCCAGAUAUGAAAAAAAGGUUUAUUGGAAUAAGGAUGCUGACAAUAACACCUGCGUAAGUCUCUCUUGGUGUACUGAACUACAGAACACCCAGAGCUGCAUUCGUGUAUAUAAUUCCAGUUGAAAUAAGCCCAUCUCCCAUGUGCAGAAUUGUAACCCUGGGCCCAAAUCCAGUUGUAGCCAGGGGCUGAGAAUCAUGUGUAACAACUGGUGGACCAGAUGAGCAUUCUCAUUCACAUCAAAAAGAAGCAUUGCAGGCAUCUGGGGUCAGCAUUUUCAGGCAACGACCAAUGCCAUAAUGCCUCAGGAAGGCUCAUUGGCACUACCUCCUGACCUGUUGUGUAGGAAGAGGAGCAUCUGGGCAGCUGCCCUCCUUCCCUCAGUGGCACUGCACCCCUGCUGGCACGCAUAGCCUCUCUUUUGCAGCUACUGCCCAGAAUAGGAAAGCCUGCUGUUGUGUUGUGGCACCAACUGACAGCCCAAGUAGACCGGCAGGAGAGGUGAGUGAGCAGCAGCAGCAGCAGUACCAGGUACUGGGAGAUGCUGGCAGCAGUGGGGAUUGGACCACAGGUCUCAUCCUCACAUCUGUCCAGAGAGAGAGGACAGGUAAAGUUCAUCUCCUGUACAUCUGAGGGUGCAAGUGAUGAAGGUGGUAAGGAGGUGCCACAGCCUCUUGGGAGAGAGCAGAGCAAGCAUGGACUGCAGCCGCUCCUCUCUGCUCUGCCUAACUGCUCAUUUUGGCAAGCAGUGAGGAACAUCUGUGUGGGAAUGUUCAGGGUGACAGGAGAGGAUAUAUUGUUUAUUAAUAUCCUUCCUAACUUGUGCUAGCAAGUUCCUUUACUUAGCAGAGUUACAUUCCCCUUUUUACACGCACAGCAGAUAGCUGGUUGCAGGCUUGUGUGAGCCUCUCACUAUUAUACAAUUCAGUCUGUCUCAGAUUGAAUUGUACAUUCCUAGUAAGUUUCCUUGAUUCCCUCUUAGAAGAAUAAAGACACCACAAUCUUAUUCAAAGUCAAUAAAAGAAGUUUACUUACAUCAGUUCACAGUUGGAUUCCUGAAGGCAGACUUAGUUACAAAUAUGUACCGUAUUUUUCGCCCUAUAGGACGCACCUAGAUUUGGGGGGGGGGAUAAAGGGGAAAAAAAUUAUUUUUCCCCCCCCCAGGCGCGGGGCUGGGGCGGGGGAAGCCCGAGCUUCCCCCUCCCCCAGCCCCCAGAGCGGACCCAGAGCGAUGCCGAAGCUGCGUGCAGCUUUGGCAUCGCUCUGGGAGCUUGCGGGGCUGGAGGAGGGGGAAGCCCUCCGCCAGCCUUCUAACCAAGUCGGGGGACAGCGGGAAAGGCGCGCUGCGCCUCCCGCUGUCCCCCGAGUUUGCGGGGCUGGCGACGGGGAGGAGCAGGCUUCUCCCCCCGCCAGCCUUCUAACCAAGUCGGGGGACAGUGGGAAAGGCGCGCUGCGCCUCCCCGCUGUCCCCCGAGCUUGUGGGGCUGGCGGUGGGGCUCUCCAGGCUUCAGCGAAGGCCUGCAUUCGCCCCAUAGGACGCACACACAUUUCCCCUUCAUUUUUGGAGGGGAAAAAGUGCGUCCUAUAGGGCGAAAAAUACGGUACAUGUGGAUCUACCCCAUAUGGGGGAAUAAACCCAGUGCUUCUGCUAGCUGAGAGCUUGCAAAGCAGUCCUAGCUAAAAGCUGGUCAAACGAAGAAGGAAGUCAAAAAGAGGGAGGUGUGCUGCAUGACUCGUCCCUUUGUUACCUGGACAGGUUAGGUCACGCCCGCCUUCUAUCACAUGCAAAAAGAAGGAUGCUCCAGCCAGGAGGAACAGGAAGUUUUGACUGGCUGGACCAAACAUUCCCUUUUAUGUCUUCUCUAGCAUUUCAAGGAAUGUUGUACUUGACUGCUUCUCAUGGAUCACAUCCCACAGUCUGCAGCAGCAGCUGCUGCCUCCCAUCUCAGUCAGGAAGAGGAGGAGAAGCUGCCAUUGCCUUGUUGAAGGGGGUGGCCACAAGAAGCUCGCCUGACCACAGACAAUAACCUUGGACUACUUGAACGAGGGUGUGGAUGCGCAUCCACAGUGUCUGCAGAAGGCAGCUUAUGCAUGUGGAUGCCUCUUAUACGUGUGCAUGGAUGUGUGUAGCUAGGCUGUGAUUUUAUGUUUUAUUAGAGACACUCCUGAGUUUAUAAUGACUAAGGACCAAAGUUCACAUGACAUGUAGUUUGCCCCCAGUAUUUUUCCUUUUACAAAAUUAAGGGUGCCAUCUAAAGUGGAAGAUAAGCACAGAGGAUAAGAGACUUCUUAAUCCUUGACCACUCAGGUUUUCCUGAUUAAAAACAAUAGUACACACCCCAAAAGUUGCUUGUCUCAGGGCAGAACCAGCUGGGAGGGGAGUGGUUUUUUGGCAGAAAAGAACUGUAGGCUCAUAGUCCAUUUUAGAUCACAGUCUCUGCAACUGCAUUUUGUAAAAUAAAAUAUAAAAAGCUGUUGGGAGACACUCCCCACAAGUGACUGUAGACAACACAUUGGAACAGCUGAUCCAACAGCCAGUUUAUUUGUGGAAAUAGUUUCCCAGGCAAGAUUACGUGUGAGCUGUGUACUGUGAUAAGAGGGGCUUGCAGCGAUUCCUCCACAAGAAAGCUGUGAUCUUCCAUUGUGGUGUUGAGGCUUCUGGGGAUAACUUUGGGUUGCUGAGAGAAACAGAACACAAUUUUUUAAAAUUAAACAAAAUUGGCAAGAAGUUCCUAUGCAGCUGCAGGGUGGUAUUGGCAGCAGCAGAAUCCUUUGUCUACUGCAGAUACUUGGAACUCCCUGAACACCCUGUUAGGAUGUUCCCCAAUUCCCUGAGACUCCUGGGCUCUUCACAGGCCCCUCAAGGCCCAGCAGCUGAUGAGAAACAGCUUAUUUCAGCAAACUCCAAAAAGGAAUGCCAGCCAGCAGCACUGCCAAGUCUGAGGGGUCCCUUGGCAAGGUGACCUCUGGGUGCCACCCUGAUUUCUCUGCAGUCCUUUCGCCUCACUGCCCUUCCUCUGCCAGGCAGCAAGAAAGGGCCCCCAUUCCUUGUUUAUGUGGGUGGGCAGAGUGAAAAAUACAUUCUCCGAAGGAUGGCUUAGGCAGCAGCCUCUUAUUAAUGCUGAAGUAGCUUGCUUUUGAAUUCUGGUGCUGGAGGAGACUCUUGAGAGUCCCAUGGACUGCAAGAAGAACAAACCUAUCCAUUCUUAAGGAAAUCAGCCCUGAGUGCUCACUGGAAGGACAGAUCCUGAAGCUGAGGCUCCAAUACUUUGGCCACCUCAUGAGAAGAGAAGACUCCCUGGAAAAGACCCUGACGUUGGGAAAGAUGGAGGGCACAAGGAGAAGGGGACGACAGAGGGCGAGAUGGUUGGAUAGUGUUCUCGAAGCUACCAGCAUGAGUUUGACCAAACUGCGGGAGGCAGUGGAAGACAGGAGUGCCUGGUGUUCUCUGGUCCAUGGGGUCACGAAGAGUCGGACACGACUAAACGACUCAACAACAACAAAGCUUUACCUCUCUGCACACAAACCUCAGUUGAUGCUGCACAGGCUACACAGUGGGAAUCACUUGAGCAGCACAUGCCUGGAAGCGUCAUGGCUGGUGGCCUCAUUCUGAUACAAAAUAUGAAUAACUGUCAUUUUAUCGUCCACCCAGUUUGCUUUAAUGGCAGCAGGAAAAGGCUCACUUUCCUGAACCCCAGAGGUUUAUAGUCAACAAAGUUGGCCCGUCAGACUUCUGCCUGCACUCCAGGACUUUCUCUCCCUCUCCUCUCCCCAUGCGUACUCCCCCAGCCCCCAUAUCUGUUCAGAGAAUUUUCCCCAACCCUCUGAUGCAGAUUUGAGCAUCAGAGGAGAGAAAGUCCCAUUGCUCAGCUGGAAGUUCUUGCACUAAUGGGGCAGCUUUGUUGGAUACAACCCAAAAUAUCCAGAGAUGGGAGUGGGGAGGGAUGGGCUCAUCCUCAUCCUCUCGCACUUUGAGAAGAAAUAGUGCUCCUAAUCUUCCAGACACCCAGUAAGCUUUUCUCAACCCUUCCUUCCAAAAAACCAGAGGAGCUCUGCAGCAAAGUCCACCUGCCCCUUCCUGCAUGAGUUUCCCUCUCUCUGGGGUACUACAUCUGUUCCCAGAAGCUGAAUGUUACAACCAUUUUUUUCAGAAAAGCUACUCAUCCACCUCGCCUUUCACCAAGAGGCCACAUAAACAGCCUGUGUCUUACAAGUUUCACUUGCACUGCUAACUUCCAUUUAACACAAUACUGCAAAGUUGUUUUAAAAUGUUAAUUCAUGGAGGUAGAAAUUCUGAAUUCUUCAAAAGCUGCAGCAGCAAUAGUAAUACAAUGAUUCAAUUUUGGUAAUAUUUGUGCUUCUUUUCUUUCUUUUUUUUAGACUAGUGGAAGAACUUAAGCUCGAUGAUCCAGAUUUUCCAGAUGUCAGUAGUGGAAUUUAUGUGCAUGAAGUUGUUCCAAAUUCUCCAUCUCAGAGGUAUAUUGGUCACAAUCCAGAAGCAGUUGCUUAAAACAUGCUAAAUCCAGCAUAAACUCAGAGGCACAAUUAGAUUCAAGGUUCAACUUGUGUUGACUGAUUUUUAUUUUUUAACCGUCUAAAAAAACUUGUAAUGAGAGCCCUGCUUUCUUUUUCUGGAGUUGUAUAUCCAGUGGUAUUUCAUUUUUAAGUAUUAUUCUUAAAGUCUCAGUUGUAUUAGAUUUCAAACCACGUAGGAGAAGUCUGUAAUAUCUGUGCUUAUUUUUGUUUUUUGUUCUAAUAUUGUUUUUAAUGCUGUAACCCACCCUGGGACCUUAGGCUACAGGGUGGGUUGUAAAUAACAAUAACAAUAACAAUUCAUUGUAAGAUGCUUUGGGAGUGUUUAAGAUAAAGGUAAAGGUACCCCUGACCAUUAGGUCCAGUCGCAGACGACUCUGGGGUUGCAGCGCUCAUCUCUCUUUAUUGGCCGAGGGAGCCGGUGUACAGCUUCCGGGUCAUGUGGCCAGCAGGACUAAGCUGCUUCUGGCGAACCAGAGCAGCACACGUAAACACCGCUUACCUUCCUGCCGGAGCACCUAUUUAUUUACUUGCACUUUGACGUGCUUUUGAACUGCUAGGUUGGCAGGAGCAGGACCAAGCAACGGGAGCUCACCCUGUCGCAGGGAUUCGAACCGCCGACCUUCUGAUCAGCAAGCCCUAGGCUCUGUGGUUUAAACCACAGCGCCACCCGCGUCCCUCUUGGGAAUGUUUAGGGGAGGUCAAAAUGUUUUAAUAAAUAAAUUUGUUUGUGGGUUUUUUAAAAAAAUUAAGGAUGGACUUUAGCUUAUUACUGUUUCUCUUUUGCCAUCACAGAGGUGGGAUUAAGGAUGGAGAUAUCAUUGUUAAGGUGAAUGGGCGUCCAUUGGAGACUUCUGCUGACCUACAAGAUGCAGUAAUGACUGAAUCACCGCUACUACUUGAAGUUAGAAGGGGAAACGAUGACUUGUUGUUUAACAUAGAACCUGAAGUGCUUAUGUAAAACAAACUGAGGAAGAUCAUUGCAACACAAUUAAACUCAUUUAUUCUGGAACAUCAGAUACCUCCUUUACAAUGUUAGUAAUAGCACCUUGUGUUGACUGAUGACAAGGUGGAUUGACAUAACUGCCUGAGCCGGGGCUGUACCUGACAGUCAACAACCUCACUACUUCAAGAAAAGUUCCUUUUGGUAGUUCUGCAUAUUGAAUUUCAUAUAGUGUACGACUGCUGUAUAUGAAAGCAGUGAAAUGUAGAAAAAUGAUUCUUAUAGAAUUAUUGCCUGAUAUAAAAGCAAAACAAUGUGCUAAAACUUUGAGAAAGUGCACAAUUUUUCAGGGUUUUUAAAAUGAUUUUUUUUCAUUGUAUUAAGAAAGCAUUAUUGUACAAAUUGUAUACUUAUGACAAGUACUGUAUGUUCUACUGUACAAAGAUUAAAGUUUACACAACUG
Molecule: messenger RNA, 28998 nt
Organism: Podarcis lilfordi (Lilford's wall lizard)
Lineage: Eukaryota; Metazoa; Chordata; Lepidosauria; Squamata; Lacertidae
Source: the annotation of a GenBank genome assembly